AUGGCUGCCAGCAACGCCAAGAGCGCGACAUACGCGCUGUCCGAGUCGCACAAGCAGAUGCUCGAGAAGUCGCUUCUCGAGUCCGACCCCGAGAAAAAUGAGAUCCAGCGGCAACGCGAGUCCAUCAUCCUUAUCGCCUCCGAGAACGUCACUUCUCGCGCUGUUUUCGAUGCCCUGGGCUCCCCCAUGUCCAACAAGUACUCCGAGGGCUAUCCGGGCGCUCGUUACUAUGGCGGUAACCAGCACAUUGACCAAAUUGAGCUUCUCUGCCAAAAGCGUGCCCUUGAGGCCUUCAACCUCGAUGGCGCGAAGUGGGGUGUCAACGUCCAGUGCUUGAGCGGCAGCCCUGCCAACCUUCAAGUCUACCAGGCCCUCAUGCCUCCUCAUGGUAGGCUGAUGGGUCUGGACUUGCCCCACGGUGGCCAUCUGAGCCAUGGCUAUCAGACUCCCCAGCGGAAGAUCUCUGCCGUCUCGACUUACUUUGAGACCAUGCCCUACCGUGUCGACCUGGAGACCGGCAUCAUUGACUAUGACACCCUCGAGAAGAAUGCGCAGCUUUUCCGUCCCAAGAUUCUUGUUGCCGGUACUUCGGCCUACUGCCGCCUCAUCGACUACGCCCGUAUGCGCAAGAUUGCUGAUUCGGUCGGCGCCUAUCUGGUCGUCGACAUCGCUCACAUCUCCGGCUUGGUCGCCGCUGGCGUUAUCCCCUCCCCCUUCGAUUACGCCGAUGUUGUGACCACCACCACGCACAAGUCGCUCCGCGGGCCCCGGGGUGCCAUGAUCUUCUUCCGCAAGGGUGUCCGUUCCGUCGAUCCCAAGACUGGCAAGGAGACUCUCUAUGACCUGGAGGACAAGAUCAACUUUUCCGUUUUCCCCGGCCACCAGGGUGGCCCUCACAACCACACCAUCACCGCACUGGCUGUCGCGCUCAAGCAGGCUGCUAGCCCUGAGUUCAAGGAGUACCAGAGAAAGGUUGUCUCUAAUGCCAAGGCUUUGGAGAACAAGUUCAAGGAGCUUGGCCACAAGCUCGUGUCCGAUGGCACCGACUCGCACAUGGUGCUCCUCGACCUCCGCCCAUUCCAGCUUGACGGUGCGCGUGUCGAGGCUGUCCUCGAGCAGAUCAACAUCGCCUGCAACAAGAACAGCGUCCCCGGCGAUAAGAGCGCCCUCACCCCGGGCGGUCUCCGUAUCGGCACUCCGGCCAUGACUAGCCGCGGCUUUGGUGAGGCCGACUUUGAGCGCGUCGCGCAGUACAUCGACGAGAGCAUCAAGAUUUGCAAGGAAGUCCAGGCUUCCCUGCCAAAGGAGGCCAACAAACUCAAGGAUUUCAAGCUCAAGGUUGCUAGCGGCGAAGUUGCCCGCAUCAACGAGCUCAAGAAGGAGAUUUCCGAAUGGAGUCUCACCUUCCCCCUCCCCGUUGAGGGCUGGAGAAUGGAUGCUGGCAUCUAA
This is a messenger RNA of Thermothelomyces thermophilus ATCC 42464, 1449 nucleotides long. RefSeq lists its product as uncharacterized. Gene Ontology annotation, cellular component: cytoplasm. The transcript is spliced from 4 exons. NCBI's taxonomy places the organism in Eukaryota, Fungi, Ascomycota, Sordariomycetes, Sordariales, Chaetomiaceae. The record is from RefSeq and is a predicted model, not a curated record. The coding region runs from base 1 to 1449 and encodes 482 amino acids. Gene Ontology annotation, molecular function: serine binding; zinc ion binding; pyridoxal phosphate binding. Gene Ontology annotation, biological process: folic acid metabolic process; L-serine catabolic process; tetrahydrofolate interconversion.